This is a messenger RNA of Bufo bufo (common toad), 1533 nucleotides long. RefSeq names its product forkhead box H1 (gene FOXH1). Lineage: Eukaryota; Metazoa; Chordata; Amphibia; Anura; Bufonidae. Gene Ontology annotation, molecular function: DNA-binding transcription factor activity; sequence-specific DNA binding. Gene Ontology annotation, biological process: regulation of DNA-templated transcription. The transcript has 3 exons. Bases 1 to 1533 code for a protein of 510 amino acids. The record is from RefSeq and is a predicted model, not a curated record.
AUGAGAGACCUCUACACCUUGUCCUGCAGCUUCUCAGCUGGGACUGUUCUCCAGAGACAUGACCUGUCCAGUCUGCUGACCCUCGGCUACCAGGACCAUUUCAUCUUGGCCCCCAGAGUCUGUGACAUGGCUGCUGGAAACCAGUCCUGGGGGCCCCUGUCCACUCACAGAGAUGGGGGGAACUGGAUCUUGGAGAUGAGGAAACCUGUUCCUGCCGCUGUCCAGGAUCCAUCCUGCUCCAAACCCCAGGUCACCAAGGAGAAGAAGGACCCAAGACCUGCUGAAGGCGAGAAGACUACUAAGAAGGUCAAGAAAAAGAACUACCAGCGUUACGCCAAGCCGCCCUACUCCUACCUGGCCAUGAUCGCCCUGGUCAUCCAGAACUCGCCUGACAAGAUGCUGAAACUCUCCCAGAUUCUGAAAAGUAUUGAAAUUCUGUUCCCGUUCUUUAAAGGAGAUUAUAUCGGAUGGAAGGACUCUGUGCGCCACAACCUGUCCUCCAACGACUGCUUCAGGAAGGUGCUGAAGGACCCCGGAAAGCCUCAGGCCAAAGGAAAUUUCUGGACGGUGGACGUGAGCCGGAUCCCUCUGGAAGCCAUGAAGCUGCAGAACACGGUCAUGGCUCGGCAUGGAACAGAGAACUUUGUCCAGGACUUGUCUCCAUACAUUCUGCAUAAUUACAAGUAUGGUGGCAGUGGGCACCUCUACCAACAGAUGCCUAGCAGUAACUACUCCAGUGCCAGCUCUGUGAGCGAAGACUCUCAUCUCCAUACAGCAGGCAAACUCAACAGCUCUUUCAUGAUUGAAUCUUUGCUUCAUGAUCUCCAAGAGGUUGAUCUUCCAGAUGCUUCAAAGACUGUGGAGAAUCAAAAACAAGACCACUCCCUGACCAACAAUGUGUGGGCUCCCAGCCCCCGUCUGUAUGACUCCUCGUACUCCCUCAAGAGCUCCAGAAGCCCCAGCCUUCCCACCAAUCACUCCAUCUACUCAUCGUCCAGCACCAGUCUUUCCACCAUGUCUCCUCUCAGCUGUGACGAGAAUCCUGAACAUUCUAGGGAGGUACCAAGGACUCCUCCACAAAGAGUCAUAAAAUGUAAAAGAGAAGAUGAGAGUAGUGGUAGUUCAGAUUCAAGUACUGACAGGUCUUCUCCAUGUGGACCCCCAACUAAAGCCUCAUUUAUUCCCUCAGAUUUGCCAACAUCUUACACCAAGUGUGUACAGCCGAACGUGGUGGCCCCCCCCAAUGCUCUCCCCUUCUUCCCUUUUCCCCAGUAUACCUACUUUAACUAUGGGCCCUCCCCGUACAUGACUCCUCCGUAUUGGGGAGUCCUGCCACAAACAGCCAACCCUAGGCCUGAGCAGCCGUGCUCAACCCCCACACUGGAUCUUGACAGCAUGUUGAGGGUUGUACCACCCAACAAAAGUGUAUUUGAUGUUCUGACGAGUCACCCGGGAGAUCUGGUUCACCCGGCCUUCCUGAGUCAAUGCUUGUCAAACCCCAGCAGUCCGUGCCCAGGGCAAGGUCUCCUGUAA